Humulus lupulus (European hop) is the source of this 1970-nucleotide messenger RNA. RefSeq lists its product as uncharacterized. The transcript has 5 exons. The coding region runs from base 119 to 1810 and encodes 563 amino acids. Gene Ontology annotation, molecular function: zinc ion binding. The record is from RefSeq and is a predicted model, not a curated record. NCBI's taxonomy places the organism in Eukaryota, Viridiplantae, Streptophyta, Magnoliopsida, Rosales, Cannabaceae.
UCCCAUCAUUCUUAUUCAGAAAAAGGAAAGUUUUUUGGUGCUCAAGAAGGAGAAGACGAACGAGUGACUCACUCACUCACUGAGUUGUGUUUUCGGAAUCGGAAGAGUGAGACUGAGAAUGUCAGUUCGUGAGAUGAAGUGCUAUGGCUCCCCAUCUUCUACUUCUACUACUACUCAACCAGCUACUCCCAUUAAAAGAGACAACCCACGCAGGACUCAGUCUCAAGCUCAUGAUGAUGACACUCUCCGUCUCAGCUGUCCCUACGGCCAUGGCAGCUGCUCUCUCAAGGUCUCCCGCUCCCAAGCCAACCCGGGAAGGCCUUACUACACUUGCUCUACUCAGUCUUGUAGAUUCUUCAAAUGGGCUUCUGAUCAUCACGGCAAUGAUUAUGGUGGCUGUGGCCAAGUGGGUGUGCUUAAACGCCAGCGCCUUCGUCCUCAGGACUACCCUGAAUGUCGUUGCGGUGCCGGAAAAUGUAAGCUCGUGUUUGGCAAGACUGCCACCCAAGACUACUUUGUUUGCCCUAUUGAAAAGGGACAUGGAGCUUGUAGUUUUCGAGCUCAAGCCAUGGCUAGACCUGGAAUUGUGAGCUCCGUGUUGAAUGAGGGUAGUCCAGUAGGCUUUGAGCAUCCAAAGAGAACGAAAUUUGACUCAACGGGAGUGGUGGUGGUGAAUAAUCCUCCUCUUGAUCAACCAUCUACGUCUGUAAACAUGGGAAUGGGAAAUGGAGACAACGAGCCAGAGCAAGAGCAAGAGCAAGAGCGAGAGUUGGAGGAUGUUAUAGUAGACAAUACUCUCCAAGUUUCUUGUUUAAAAUCAGAUACUACUCAACUUGGCCAAACUGAGUAUCUGAAUCAGAUUUCUGCAGAUCCUAUGAAACAAAUGCUAGGUAGACUUGUUUUGGGUUGGUUAGGGAGGCUUGCAUUCCCUCCAUCUGGAACCCUUAUGGUGCCUCAAGCAAGACCUUUCUUUGGCUGUGUUUUCCCAUCGUUCGAUCCAAUCAAUGCCCCCAAGGCCAAAGGUGUUUUUUCAUCGUUUAUUCCAAUCUAUGUCCCCAAGGCCAAAGGUGGUGUGGAUACAGUUAAUUAUAGAGCCUUAAAUGAGUAUCCUCAAGGUAAUUUGAAUGAUCAAUCAGAUACCACUUCUCACGGUGGCAUUCUAAUGGAACUUUCAAGCAUCAAGAAUGUUGGUAGUGAUGACUACAUGGGACCAAUCUCAAAGGCACUUGGGAAAGCAGGGUUACUUGUACAAAAACAGCUGCUGAGUAUUCUCGAGUCCACGAAUCCAGCGAACCACAAUUCGAUGAGAGAAGCAGCAAACAAGACAUUUUCUGUCUUGAAACUUCUGUCAAUGGAUCAUAGGGAGUUUUCUGAGAGUGUGAGAAAGUUCAUUUCUUGUGCAGCAGAGUUGGCCAAGAUAGAAGAUGAGUGGAGGAAGAAGACGGAAGUAAUGCAGCUGCCAGAAGAGAUUGAGGACUGGUAUGAGAAUGAGAAGGCUAAGUUUGAUGAGAUGGCGGAAAUGGAGAGGGAGACAAUGGCUGCAAUUGCUGCUUCUGAUAAGCAAGUGGAGUGCAUUGGAGAAGAGGUAAUGCGGUUGAGGGAAAAGCUUGCUGGGAUGGAGAAAGAGUUGAGGCAUAGGAACAUGGAGAAUGGGGAGCUCAAAUGGCGAGCGGGAAUGAUUAGAGAGGAUAUGACAGCGGCGAAGAAGAAGAUGGAGGAAGCAAGAGCAGCAAAGAUGGUGCAUGAGGAGCGAUCUGCUGCAAUGGAAGCAUUGGAAAGGGCCAGGUUUCACCUUCGACACAACCACUAAAGUACUUACUGAUCGGUAUGUAUAUACUAUAUGAUGAUAUGUUAUAUAUGGAUAAGAUAGGUAAUGACUAAUUAUUGUAAGUUGUAAGCAAUAUCCUUAAUUUAUCUGUACGGGCGACUCCACUGUAUGCCAUUCAUUUUGAAAACAUGGUUUUCUAUUA